This is a messenger RNA of Puccinia triticina, 870 nucleotides long. RefSeq lists its product as uncharacterized. Gene Ontology annotation, molecular function: RNA polymerase I cis-regulatory region sequence-specific DNA binding. The transcript is spliced from 4 exons. The record is from RefSeq and is a predicted model, not a curated record. Bases 1 to 870 code for a protein of 289 amino acids. Gene Ontology annotation, biological process: nucleolar large rRNA transcription by RNA polymerase I; transcription initiation at RNA polymerase I promoter. Gene Ontology annotation, cellular component: nucleus; RNA polymerase I upstream activating factor complex. Lineage: Eukaryota; Fungi; Basidiomycota; Pucciniomycetes; Pucciniales; Pucciniaceae.
AUGAGCCUUCCCCCCAACCUUGCGAACCAUGUCAGAUCAUACCUUACUAGCCCUGAAGUCGAUCUCCAAACGGUCAGCGCCAAACAGAUUCGGAAGAAGCUGGCUACCAUUUUCCCUGAUCUGGACAUCAAAGCGCUCCGCUCAGAAAUCGAUGAAAUCAGCAUCCCAAUCUUCCAUGAGAUUAAGGAAAAUGUCGAGGGUGAUGUGAAGCCGCCGCCCCAAGAACCAUCCGUCAACCCAGCCCCACCUACCAAUUCAUUCAAUCACCCUCAGCCUCCCAUUAAACAAGAUAUCAAGCCCACAACCUCAUUCCCACCUCUCGCCUUACCACCACGAGGGACGCCAGGAGUAGUGAAAACCGGAAAUCCCCAGCCGGUCAAACCGGUCGUCCAAAAACCAGCCCAGCAACCCCCGACUGCAACAAUCCCACGGGCUGCGAAAUCGACGGCAACCAAAUCAAAGAAGAGGAAAUCGGCUGCUUACGUUGACACUGAUGACGAAGAUGGCUCACCCAGCACGGGAGGCAAGAAGACAGGCGGCGAGAAAAAGCCUAGAGUCCCUAGAGAAGGUGAAGGACCGGGUUCGAAUAAAGGCAUACAUCUCGAACUGAACUGCUCCCCCGCUCUAUCUGACGUGAUUGGCGUCCCAAUGUGCUCAAGACCUCAAGUUGUUAAGAAGAUCUGGGAAUACAUCAAGGCCAAAGAAUUGCAAAAUCCGAAAGAUAGGCGCCAGAUACUCUGCGACGAUGCGUUGAAAAAAGUGUUCAACACGAAUUCUGUGAAUAUGUUCACAAUGAAUAAAUUAUUGGCUGACCAUUUAUGGAAGCCUGAAGAAGUUCUACAACCACCACCAGCCCAGUCCCAGUCAUGA